AGGCGUUCUGUCUAGACCUAGUGGACCUCGUUGACGAAUACCAUCUUUCGCUAUCUUACAGAUCGGUUACGCUUCACCUCCUUACUCACCGGCUGCAAAUUUUUCGAGAUCAGCAAUAGGCUGUAACAUGACUACACAAGCCGGUCAGUUGGGCAACGGUCCAUUAAAACAUGAUAUCAGUGCAGGUGCUUCAACUUCAACUCUCACCUCGCCCGAGCCCCCUUCAGAAAUAGUGUCCAACAAGGAGCCUGAAUUGAAGUUUGAUGGCAACUCGGCUCCAUUGAACGAUCCGACUAUUGAAACAUCGAAUGCCGAUUAUUCGGGUUCCAGAGAUGAAAAUGCUUCCGAAAAGUCAACGGAGGAGUGGAGAUUUACAAGACGCGCACAACUCGUCUUUGCUACACUAUCGACGUUAUCGUUGAUGGUCGCUUUGGAUGGUACUUCCAUAUCCGUUGCUCUUCCUAUCAUAUCCAAUGCUCUUCAUGGAACUGCCAUCGAAGCUUUUUGGUCUGGUACAAGUUUUCUACUUACCUCUACCGUGCUACAGCCUCUGUUUGCCUCCUUAUCAAACAUCUUUGGCCGAAGACCAAUUAUGAUUAUCAGUAUUCUGCUCUUCUUUGUUGGCUGUCUUGUCUCUGGUCUUUCGAAGGACUUCACCGCUAUGCUGGUGGGCCGCUCAAUUCAGGGGGUAGGCGGCGGUGGUAUUCUGGCCCUCACUGAGAUCAUUGUUACUGAUAUUGUGCCUCUCAGAUUGAGAGGUAAAUACCUUGGUAUCUUGAACGGGAUGUGGACAAUAGGAUCAGUGACAGGGCCCGUUCUAGGUGGUGGAUUUUCUGAAAGUGUUUCCUGGAGGUGGAUUUUUUAUAUCAACUUUCCCUUUGCUGGAGUUGGUUUAGUUAUGACAGCGCUUUUCCUCAGACUCAACUUCGUCCCAACCUCACUACUCUCCAAACUGCGACGAAUUGAUUACAUUGGUGCCACCAUCUUCAUGGGUAGCACAGCAUCAUUCAUGAUUCCUUUAUCCUGGGGGGGUGUAAUGUAUGCAUGGUCCUCUUGGCGCACUCUUGUACCACUCAUUAUUGGUGUCGUUGGGCUAUUGGUAUUCUGUUAUUAUGAAUAUCGCUUCGCGGAACAUCCCAUCAUUCCCCUAGAAAUCUUCACAUCCAAGACAGCCACAGUUUCAUUCAUCGGUACCGUCCUCCAAGGCCUUGUGCUAUGGUGUGCUCUUUACUUUAUGCCACUCUAUUUCGAAGCAGUCAAGGGCUAUUCCCCUAUCAUUAGCGGCGUGGCUAUCUUCCCUGAUUCAUUCACCGUCGCUCCUAGUGCUAUGAUAGCCGGACUUACAAUCACUAAAACUGGCAAAUACCGUUGGGCAGUGUGGGUUGGCUGGCUUCUCACCACUUUGGGCUUUGGUUUGUUGUGCAUUCUGAAAGUUGGUACCAGCAUCCCCGGUUGGAUCUUCCUCGAGUUCGCCGUUGGAUUUGGUCUAGGUGUGAUCUUCCCAGCGGUGACCUUCGCCGUUCAGGCAUCCGCCAAACAUGAAACUCUUGCCAUGGCAGUAGCAAUGACAAGUUUUUUCCGAGCUUUCGGUCAAGCAAUUGGCGUUGCUAUUGGUGGUGUGGUCUUUCAAAAUAGAAUGUAUACCAAUCUGCUUCAGUAUUCUGAGCUUGCACCAUUUGCACGGGAGUACAGUCAAGAUGCUGCGGGCCUCGUGCAGGUUAUAAAUGCCAUGGCCGAUGGGGUCACAAAACAGGAUUUGAGAACAGCUUAUGCUGACUCGCUCAGGAUUAUCUGGGCUGUAUGCUGUGCUAUCUCUGCUGUCGGGUUCCUGUUCUCCUUAUGGACGAAGGAAUAUGAUAUUGAUCAAGCUUUGACUACAGACCAAGGGUUGCGGGAUAAGAGGAAGCCUACCUCGAGCGAUGUGUGA
Messenger RNA from Talaromyces stipitatus ATCC 10500, 1927 nucleotides. RefSeq names its product MFS multidrug transporter, putative. Gene Ontology annotation, molecular function: transmembrane transporter activity. Gene Ontology annotation, biological process: transmembrane transport. Bases 128 to 1927 code for a protein of 599 amino acids. The transcript is spliced from 3 exons. Lineage: Eukaryota; Fungi; Ascomycota; Eurotiomycetes; Eurotiales; Trichocomaceae. The record is from RefSeq and is a predicted model, not a curated record.